UGGCAACUCGAGAUUGUGGCCCUUCAACCCAAUUCACGGAGGGCAAGGCAAUCUACCAAAAGUCCCUCAAGCAGGGGUACAACUCGUCUCGUCUACCCAAGCUUUUCACGCGGUCACAUCUCUGCUGUGCCGUGAUGAGUUAUAAGAUGUUUGGUGGACAAGGUUCGAAGAUCAAUUCUCUGGAGAUUGGAAAUGCUGGUAUCAUUGACAGGGCAGGGAGGGCAGAGAAGGGCAAGGCCCAAGCCAAGCACGAGGUGCUUCGCAAUGCAGACAGAUGCACAGGACGCAUAAAGAGUGUUGGUGAUGACAACUAUUCAUGAGCGUCACCUGCUUGAUCCAGCCUCGAAGCCUGUCGCAAUCUCCACUAUAACGUCCAACAAGAUAUCAACCAACACAGUUCUUUGACACAUCCAUCACAUAUCAACGACACGGAGGUGGAUACAGACCGCAAUUGGCACGAUACUUUUGUCGGCAUUGAGUCUGUCAGGGCAGGAAAACCCGCGAUCGACACCUCAUAGCACUCACAGACCCUCUACCGAGGUGUUUCAACGCCCACAACUUGGCAUGAGAUAUGUGCUGCAUCUCGAACCAACCGCAUAUCCAGGGUCCCCUCUGUCGACUUGGUGUUUGUCGUUCGAGUUCUCCCGAGGUCGACGAGGUAGGUUUCCUUUUGAGUCAGGAUCGGCAUUGUUCAUGCCGCGCUUCGCAACGCCAAUUUGCGAGCCCUGUACAGAGUACGGAGUAUGAUGUGUCCCGGAACCACUCCGCGCUUCUGCAGCACCGCGAAGCUCUGGAUCAUGACAUGGCUCAUCCACUUCCGAGUCACAUACGUCGAGGUGCUUGCGACUUAUGGUAACUCCCGAUCACCACUCGCGUUAGAAGAGCUCGCGGAAUGGCACCAUGCGGGCCGCUUGCCGCCCAAAGACCAUCAACGCCCCAUUUCGCGCUCGUCGACCAACCAUGACAAAGCCUGGCCGCUUUCGUGGCCUUGUACCGCUCGCCCGCUGCGUCUGUGCCGUGCGGGCUGCCGCGGUUUCCCCGCCUUUAUCCCUUCGUGAUUGGCGCAGUUAGCCCGCCCCCCAUCUUAGCCAGCGCAACGACAAUGGAACAAGAUUUGUCUCUUGCAGGCAGAGAUUGCUAUGUACAUGCAUAUUUGUGAUCCUGGGCUAUACAACCCUGUCAGGCAGGCUCCGGAUAAGUUACACCUCUUCUGUCCAUGUCAUGUUUUGAAUUGCAUAGCCAUUACUGCGCAGUCGUCCUAGUCAUGUCAACCCAUCACAAACCUUGCAAAACCACUUUACGGAUGCCAUCCUGGCUUAUGAUUGCAAGGAUCCAACAACCAACAACCACAUGCUCUUUGAUGCUUCAUGCCGUUGAUGCCCUUCCUAUUCACUCUGGCACUUUGCAAGGACUGGAUACCAUGUAACUUUGUGCUCCUCAACGUCGAUCAUGACCAAGCUUGAUUGGUCGUGUUGGCUCUUCCAUCAAUUAUGGUUCGAGCUUAAGGCAGUUGUUCUUGUUCGCUAUUGGGCCGCCCAAAGUGCCGUUUAGUAAAGGCUGAAUACCCGUCUCACCCGUUAAGACCUUGUCUAGCUUGUCUUUACUGUUGCACUGCAUCAUGGCCCUCCCAACAGUGAUCCCCCUCUCCUCUCUGCAGCGCCCCAUGAGUACAGAGCCUCAGAUGCAGGGCUCCGCCCAGACCAGGCAGAUGGCAGAUAGUAGAGUUCUGAUCAGUCUGUCUAUAUGUAUGGGGGCCAAGCCAUCCCGUCUUAUUCUCCGAGUCCCCCUUUGCUUUUGACUUGGCUGUCAGCCUGCCAUGAUAAUUUGCCAGCCUUUGUUGGUUGACACCCGACGAUGGCAGGCGAUUGUGGAACGACCUGUCCGGCCGCUGAUGGCUUCUACUCAUAUAGCCCGAGUGUAGGGGGCAACGCUGUGUUGCUUGUUGUCUUUGCUCUCCUUGCUCUCGCCGCCAUCUACUUUGGUAUCCGGUCCAAGACCUACCUCUUCUCCCUCGCACUCACCACCGGACUUUUUCUCGAAGUACUAGGAUUUGUUGGCCGUAUUCUGCUUCACUCGAAGCGAGAUAGCCAGAGCCACUUCUUCCUCUUCUUAUUUGGAACAGUCUUGGGGCCAUCGCUGAUUAGUGUUGCCAUCUUUAUAAUCCUUCCUCACAUCCUCGGCAUCUAUGGAGAGCCACUUUGUCCUUUUAGGCCACUUGUAGCUGGCCUUAUCUUUUGGGGACUCGCUGCAGUCACUGUGUUGUUCGAGCUUAUCGGCAUCGUCUUUACGGCAUAUGAAUCCAAUGGAGUCACACGGAAACAAGGAGCAGCCAUCACAGCUACAGGCUUGGCCAUUCAAGCUUUGUCAUUGAUAGCAUGCACCGGGCUACACUUCUGGUUCACCCUCAGCUUGAGCACUCGUCGAGGAACCCUUGACGCCCGGCACUCACAGGUUUACUCUUCUUCUCGAUUUAAGAAGUUUCUCCUAGCAAUGGAGAUGGCAUCUGCUCUCUUGAUUGUUUACUCCUUCUAUCGGCUUGUCGAGUUUGCAGAUGGUGUUUCGGGGGAUGUCUUUCAGAACGAGGCUGCUUUCAUGGUUGUUGGAGGACUUCUCCCCUUCUUAGCCGCAGCCCUCUUGACAGCCAUCCACCCAGGCAAUGCCUUUGCUGAUGCCUGGGCCCCUACAUCACCUCGCGGGAUCAAACGUCAGAGUCGACCGACCCCUGUACAAUCUCCCACCCCUAGUGGCCAUCCAGUCCACCAUUUAUAUGACCCCGACAUCCGCAAGCAGAUCUCACCGACGUCACCAAAACACCGGAACUCAGCUGGACCACCUGAGCUUCCACAGGGAUCCAUGGGCCUGCCUGCGCAUCCGAAGCCGGUGACAAGGCCCCCGAGUCUUCGGGACCCUGAUGCCCCGCGUAAGGGGCCACCUGCACCGCUGAAUCUGGCUGCUGUGCGUGCAUCACGAAAUAGUUGCAGGGCAGAACAGAGGGGUCAUGCACCAAAGGAUAUGGUUCCCGAUGGAGAACUGUGGUAACUAGGUUGGCGGGAAGUCGAUUACAACCAUGAGGUACUACCUGUUGUUAUACUGGAAAGUUGGGUGCGGUUUCAGGGAGCGCUGCUGGCUGGCUUACUCGCUGUGAUAUGAUAUAUGAUAUGGCUAUCUACAGGUCAUGGUAGGAAUAGGCAGCCUGUGGGAUAUUUUAUUCAUUUUGGGUGCUGAAAGGAGUUGGAAUUUAUGUUUCUCAGGCUGAGGACAUUGGGGGGUUUCAAGAUGUUGGAUUCCAAUUGUUGCUUGUAUGGGUGGCGAUUCUGAAUUAUAUAUUAGGUUUAUAUAUAUAUGCGUCCACUCAGGCACCUGCCUCUGCGUCGCAUCUAGGUUAAUGUGAAUUUAUCAAGGAACGAGUUCCUGUGCCAGACAA
Molecule: messenger RNA, 3424 nt
Organism: Fusarium verticillioides 7600
Lineage: Eukaryota; Fungi; Ascomycota; Sordariomycetes; Hypocreales; Nectriaceae
Exons: 3
Coding region: 1855-3039 (394 amino acids)
Cellular component (GO): fungal-type vacuole; plasma membrane
Source: RefSeq, a predicted model, not a curated record